UUUGUAACUGAACAUCAGAACUCGUUACAGUGGAACAGCAAAGCACCGAGGGUGAAAUUGUGCCGAAUAUUUGCUUAAAGGAGGUUUUAAUAUUUUAAAAUGAGUACCAAAAUCAUUGUUGCCAGUCUUGCUUUGUGCCUGCUUUACACUACUCUUACUCAAGCUAUGACACUGUCAGGAACAGGGCUGAAGCCAAACUGUCAGUGUCUGGAAACUGUCUCUACAUUCAUCCAUCCUCGAUUUCGUCAAAACGUGGAGCUUAAUUAUGAAUGUGAAAGUGUAGAGGUUAUAAUCAAUCUUACAACAGAAACACGUGUGUGUGUGGAUCCCUCUGCAAAAUGGGUAAAAAGGAUGAUCCAGAAUAUAUCAGAAUAGAAUAUCAGG
Xenopus laevis (African clawed frog) is the source of this 384-nucleotide messenger RNA. RefSeq names its product interleukin-8 (gene cxcl8b.S). Gene Ontology annotation, biological process: immune response; defense response; cell chemotaxis. Gene Ontology annotation, cellular component: extracellular region. Lineage: Eukaryota; Metazoa; Chordata; Amphibia; Anura; Pipidae. The transcript has 3 exons. The record is from RefSeq and is a predicted model, not a curated record. Bases 100 to 375 code for a protein of 91 amino acids. Gene Ontology annotation, molecular function: chemokine activity.